This is a messenger RNA of Drosophila grimshawi, 1206 nucleotides long. Its product is annotated as odorant receptor 2a. Gene Ontology annotation, biological process: sensory perception of smell; detection of chemical stimulus involved in sensory perception of smell. Gene Ontology annotation, cellular component: plasma membrane. Gene Ontology annotation, molecular function: olfactory receptor activity; odorant binding. Bases 1 to 1206 code for a protein of 401 amino acids. NCBI's taxonomy places the organism in Eukaryota, Metazoa, Arthropoda, Insecta, Diptera, Drosophilidae. The record is from RefSeq and is a predicted model, not a curated record. The transcript has 5 exons.
AUGGAAAAGUUAAUGCGAUUAACUCAGCACGUUCUGUCCUCAAAUGCGGCCGAGGGCAAGAUUGGUUCCAUCGAGAUGAACUUGUGGCUGGCGCAGUUAGUGGGACUGCCCCUUUUUGGAUUAAAGCCGGAGACACCGCUCCAGAGUUUGAUCAUCAUAUCAUUUGGUGGGCUGGUGCAGUCUGCACUCUUUUGCUAUCUCGGUCUUGAGCUAUACGAUCUGUACCUUAACUGGCAGAACUUGGAUGCACUUACACAGAAUAUUGUGUUGUCCUUAACACAUGCCGUCUAUUGGUUAAAGGUUUUCAACAUUUGCUAUCACUACACCACCCUAAAGGACAUUAUCAACAAAUUCAGAGACAUCACGCGACGGUGUAUUUUAUCCGAGAAACAAAGGGAAACUUUUCAAAGAGCUGAAAUAGAGAGCAAGUCUGCAAUGCUUUUGUACUUCAGUUUAGUCCUGCUUCCAGGCGCAAUGGGAACAGUUUAUAUACUGAUUGCUCCAGAUAAUUUUGCUGGUGAUCGUUUUCCAUAUCGGGCCGCAAUGCCCGAUUUUCUGCCGCCCGUUGUACAAUAUCUGUACAAGGGUCUGGGCGUUGCUGUAGUGGCGUUGGAUAUUACACAAAUUGACUAUAUGAACGUAUCGUGUAUGGUUCAGCUAUGCAUGCAUCUAAAGGUUAUAAACCUGGCCUUUGACGAGCUCCUCCCUACUGACCAGCAGAAGUUGCGUGAGGAUCCUAACAACUGGCUUGUGUCCAUUGUGAAAUAUCACUGCGAAUUAAUUGUCUUACGACAGAAGGUGGAACGCAUCUUCAAUUUGCCCGUCAUGUUGCAAUUUGUCAGCUCUGUGGUAAUUGUGGCAAUGACUGUAUUUCAAGUUCUUGUCAUUGGAGAUGGCUCGACUAGCUCCAUUAUUAUGGAUAUGCUGCUGUGCUGUGUCCUUUGUCAAUUGUUCUUUUAUUGCUGGUUUGGCAACGAGGUCUACGAACAGAGUAUGACGCUGGCCACUUCUGGCUUUGGUUGCAAUUGGUAUUUAUUCGAUACGAAGUUCAGAAAAACUCUGUUGAUAUUCAUGGUAAAUGCUGAGCGUCCAUUUCUGUUUACUGCCGGAGGCUUUAUGGGCUUACAUUUGCCAAGCUUCACAUAUAUAAUAAGCAAGGCAUAUUCCAUUAUGGCUGUUCUCAGGCAAAUGUACAGCAGGCCGUAG